GUAGUUGGAGUUUUGAGCGUGAUUUUCCUCCGUCAGGAUGUCAUACAUGAGAGCAGACAGCGGCUGGUCUCAGCCAGGAGACUUUAACAGCCUCAUCCAGACCUGCAGCUCCAACAUCCAGAAGAUCAGCCAAAACUCUGGUCAGAUCAAAAAUAUUCUCUACCAGCUGGAGACUCGACAGGAGACAUCAGAGCAGCAGGAGAAGCUGCAGCAGCUCCAGCACUACACCAACCAGCUGGCCAAAGAGACCAACAGACACCUGAAGGAGCUCGGCUCUCUGCCUCCGCCUCUGUCUCCAUCAGAACAGAGGCAGCAGAAGCUGAGGAGAGAGCGUCUGAUGAACGAUUUUUCUGCAGCUCUCAACAACUUCCAGCUGGUUCAGAGGAGAGCAGCUGAAAAAGAGAAAGAGUCGGUGGUCCGGGCUAGAGCAGGAUCCAGAGUCACGGGAGAUGGAGGAAAUGUGAAUGAGCAGCUGGUCACAUUUGAAAAAGAAGGAGAGUGGGGUCAGAGCCAGAGUCAGAGUGAGGAAGUGGCGAUCACCGAGGAGGACCUGGAGAACAUCAGGGAGAGAGAGACCAACAUCAAACAGCUGGAGGCAGACAUCAUGGAUGUGAACCAGAUCUUUAAGGACCUGGCUGUGAUGAUCCAUGAUCAGGGAGAAACCAUUGACAGCAUCGAGGCCAACGUAGAGGGAGCCGAGGCUCACGUAGACCGAGGAGCAGCACAGCUGCAGAAAGCUUCCUACUACCAAAGGAAGUCACGUAAGAGGAUGUGCAUCCUGGCCAUGGUCAUGUCUCUUAUUCUCCUCAUCAUCAUCAUCAUCAUCUGGCAAGCCAUCAAAUGAGGAGCAGCUUUGCCCACUGACGCCUUCAGAUGAUUUUGUGUGUCUGCGUGUGUGAAUGAUGUUUUCACGUGAGCGUGUUGAUUCUUUCAUCGGUCUGAUCCUAACCUCCACCAUCAUAGACGCUGAGGUGCUCCUUUAAUACAGCCUUAUAAAGCAGAAUUUCUUUGGUGCUCAUAAUUGACCAGACUGAGUUGAUCUUUAAUUGAUUUGAUUCUUUGACAAACUUGUCCUCAAUGAACGAAUGAAGACAUGCAUAGAGUAUGGUGUAAGGAUGUGGAGUUGCUCUUGUGGACACCUUUAUUAUUGAGGUCACCAUUUUAAAGUCACAACUUCACCUGGAUGCACUGAAAAGACUCCGCUUGUAUGAAGUAAGUCCAACAGGAAGUAGUGCAAUAACAUUUAUAAUGAUUGAUGGGACACUGGACCAAUCAGAGAGCCAACAAAAACUGUUUCUCCUUCUUUGAUUAGAUAAUUGAUGAGUUAAAUUCAGUCAAACACUGCAGCACUAAUGUCUGCUACGGCCAUGGGAGUUUGGAGUUUAGGAUGGAGAUUAAGAUGGAGAUUAGGAUCAGCCUACUGAUGAAUUAAUCUCACAUUCCUUUAUUAAAACCUCCUCAGAGUAACUUUGAUCAGUGCUGUAGCUCCAUGUCUUACUAAUGCAAGGUUGCACAAUUUUAUAUGCAGUCAUUUAAACCUCUGUAAUAAAACUGUCUGUGUUUAGUUCACCUUUGUUUUUUCUGGAAGUUUCUCUGGAAGUUUAAUACAACUAACAUAACAGUGGUCUGAUGGUGUAAUGUGUCAGUUUGUCCACCAGGGGGAGAGCUAGGCAUGCUGGGAGUCAGUGACCGUGGUCUGUUGGACACGCUGCUCCUGCACUCCUAGUUAAUUUAAGAUAAAUGAUUAUUCACCUGCUCAACAGUUAAAAAAACAAGUCCUGUGGAGAUAUUUGAAAACUUUCAAUCUGGUCAGUUCAGAAUAAACAAAAAAUAUUGAUAAAAUAUUUCAAAGGUUCAUUAUUUUUUUUCA
Cheilinus undulatus (humphead wrasse) is the source of this 1870-nucleotide messenger RNA. RefSeq names its product syntaxin 12, like (gene stx12l). The record is from RefSeq and is a predicted model, not a curated record. The transcript is spliced from 9 exons. Bases 38 to 844 code for a protein of 268 amino acids. Lineage: Eukaryota; Metazoa; Chordata; Actinopteri; Labriformes; Labridae. Gene Ontology annotation, molecular function: SNAP receptor activity; SNARE binding. Gene Ontology annotation, cellular component: synaptic vesicle membrane; postsynaptic recycling endosome; endomembrane system. Gene Ontology annotation, biological process: vesicle fusion; intracellular protein transport; vesicle-mediated transport.